This is a messenger RNA of Triticum aestivum (bread wheat), 2520 nucleotides long. RefSeq names its product glutamine synthetase leaf isozyme, chloroplastic. Gene Ontology annotation, cellular component: cytoplasm. Lineage: Eukaryota; Viridiplantae; Streptophyta; Magnoliopsida; Poales; Poaceae. Gene Ontology annotation, molecular function: glutamine synthetase activity. The coding region runs from base 955 to 2238 and encodes 427 amino acids. The record is from RefSeq and is a predicted model, not a curated record. The transcript is spliced from 14 exons.
CCCCCAUUUUUGCCGAGCAGUUUGUCCUGUACACACACUGCGAAGGCGGUGACCGUUGCAUCACUGGUUGUUAACUCGGUCGUGCAACCUGGAGUAGUUUGUGGUUUCCACUUUUGCCGUUCUACGACGGAGGAUAAACUCGCCUGCUAGGCUACUAGUGUGGUUGCACUUGCACAAGAAGGCAGGGCCAAAAGUACAGGCAGCCCAUGUGUGCUACCGCUGCUGCUGGGCGCUGUCACAGUGUCACUGCUAGUCCGUCCGUCCCCGGCACCGGGCAGCCCGACUGGAAGUGGACCAAGCUAGGGUGCCCCCAUGACAGGCCACCCGGCGCAAAGACAUGCUGCACCUGACAAAGGGGUCCAUCCAUCCAUCAUCCUAUACGGCUACACCCCCAAUUAUUGGCCCCGGGGUCAAUGAGACACGCACGCCGCACAGCACAUAGUUUGCUUGCGUUGCGGUGCAGUGCAGGUCUUGCUCCGCUCUGAUGCAUCUGGCUGGGUUUGGUUGGAGAGGUCGCUUGGGCUGGGGCGGGAGACGGACGUGACAAGGAGAGGCAGCCGCAUCUUUCAUUUCAUAUCCGGAGCCAGAGGGAAGGAACAUUGUAAACUCUAUCCGAGAUGUGUGUGCCUUCUUUGGGCAGACGGCGCUUGGUUUCUGGCCCGGUUUGCCUCCGGUGCGGCUGCAAGGGGCGCCUCAAAUCUCGUCCACCCAGAGCCCUAUCGCCUAAUCAAGAGCCAGAUGCCACUGCCCGCGCCGCGGCCACUAGAAUCUCCCCCGCAAUCUAAAUUACUUGUACCACCGGCCUCCGCUCCCAUAAAUAUAAAUAAUAUUUCGAGCAAGGUCGCCUCCCCUUCCCUCCAUCCUCUCCUCCCUCGUCUCGUCCGCGUCCUUGUCCGUCUCUCUGCUAGCGCUGAAGGGGAAGGCGGCGGCGGAGUAAGUAAGUAAGCAGCGGCGAUGGCGCAGGCGGUGGUGCCGGCGAUGCAGUGCCAGGUGGGCGUGCGGGGCAGGUCGGCCGUCCCGGCGAGGCAGCCCGCGGGCAGGGUGUGGGGCGUCAGGAGGACCGCCCGUGCCACCUCCGGCUUCAAGGUGCUGGCCCUCGGCCCGGAGACCACCGGCGUCAUCCAGAGGAUGCAGCAGCUGCUCGACAUGGACACCACGCCCUUCACCGACAAGAUCAUCGCCGAGUACAUCUGGGUUGGAGGAUCUGGAAUUGACCUCAGAAGCAAAUCAAGGACGAUUUCGAAGCCAGUGGAGGACCCGUCAGAGCUACCCAAAUGGAAUUAUGACGGAUCGAGCACCGGGCAGGCUCCUGGAGAAGACAGUGAAGUCAUUCUAUACCCACAGGCCAUAUUCAAGGACCCAUUCCGAGGAGGCAACAACAUCCUGGUUAUCUGUGACACCUACACGCCACAAGGGGAACCCAUCCCUACUAACAAGCGACACAUGGCUGCACAAAUCUUCAGUGACCCCAAGGUCACUGCACAAGUGCCAUGGUUUGGAAUCGAACAGGAGUACACUCUGAUGCAGAGGGAUGUGAACUGGCCUCUUGGCUGGCCUGUUGGAGGGUACCCUGGCCCCCAGGGUCCAUACUACUGCGCCGUAGGAUCAGACAAGUCAUUUGGCCGUGACAUAUCCGAUGCUCACUACAAGGCCUGCCUUUACGCGGGAAUUGAAAUCAGUGGAACAAACGGGGAGGUCAUGCCUGGUCAGUGGGAGUACCAGGUUGGACCUAGCGUUGGUAUUGAUGCGGGAGACCACAUAUGGGCUUCAAGAUACAUUCUCGAGAGAAUCACGGAGCAAGCUGGUGUGGUGCUCACCCUUGACCCAAAACCAAUCCAGGGUGACUGGAAUGGAGCUGGCUGCCACACAAAUUACAGUACACUGAGCAUGCGCGAAGAUGGAGGUUUCGACGUGAUCAAGAAGGCAAUCCUGAACCUUUCACUUCGCCAUGACUUGCACAUAGCCGCAUAUGGUGAAGGGAACGAGCGGAGGUUGACAGGGCUACACGAGACAGCUAGCAUUUCAGACUUCUCAUGGGGUGUUGCGAACCGUGGCUGCUCUAUUCGUGUGGGCCGAGAGACCGAGGCAAAGGGCAAAGGAUACCUGGAGGACCGUCGCCCGGCGUCGAACAUGGACCCGUACACCGUGACGGCGCUGCUGGCCGAGACCACGAUCCUGUGGGAGCCGACCCUCGAGGCGGAGGCCCUCGCUGCCAAGAAGCUGGCGCUGAAGGUAUGAAGGACCUGAAAAGGCCGAAUUCUUCUGGGGAAAAGAAAAUAAAUCGGCGGUGGCGAGGCUGUUCGUCCGUCGUCCAUUCUUGUUGAUCCUGUGGUUCCGUCGGGGCACUGUCUGUACAAAAUCUUCACGGUUUGUAGAACCGCUCCGCAUGUUUUUUCGCUUGAACUGAGUCCAUUUGAUCUGUUGGGUCUGUACAAUCCCUGUACCUGAGUCCAUUCGGAGAACUACGUUAUUAUAAGGAUAAUGAAUCACACAAAGGAUUUUUCUUUGUGCUGCUUUCAA